GCCGCGGGACCUGCAGCCGGGAGCUUGCGGCACGCGCCGGCCGGCUGCCCCGAGCACAGUCACCCGCGCCGCUGCACCUGGACCCCUGCCCCGCGGAGCCGUGCGCGCCUCUCCUGUCUACCUCAUUUGCAUGCAUCAUUUUGCAUGCAUCCUUUUUCUAUUCCGUUUUGUCCUUUUUAAGGCGGGGGCGGCGGCAGCGUAAGCUCGGGGCGGGGAGGUGGCGGCCGGAGGAUGCGGCGCGCGGCUGCGCUAGCUACGCCCGCAGCUGCUGCCCGGCUCGGGCCUGAGCGCCGAGCAGGAUCCCAAGUGAUGGUAGUUUACGCAGAGGGCGAGCUGAGCGCUGCGCAACUGGUUAGCACCACGGAGCUCGGAGUGGUGCCUGCUGGCUGGCGGGCGUGAACCACGGGAUCUCAGCAUCUCCACCUGAGGAGAAGCAUGUCUAAGAAAGGCCGGAGCAAGGGCGAGAAGCCUGAGAUGGAGGCAGACGCGGUGCAGAUGGCCAACGAAGAGCUGCGGGCCAAGUUGACCAGCAUUCAGAUUGAGUUCCAGCAGGAAAAGAGCAAGGUGGGCAAGCUGCGCGAGCGGCUGCAGGAGGCCAAGCUGGAGCGCGAGCAGGAGCAGCGGCGGCACACGGCCUACAUCUCGGAGCUCAGAGCCAAGCUGCACGAGGAGAAGACCAAGGAGCUGCAGGCGCUGCGCGAGGUGCUCAUCCGGCAGCAUGAGCAGGAGACGGCGCGCACUGCCAAGAUCAAGGAUGGCGAGCUGCAGAGGCUGCAGGCCAUGCUGAACGUCCUGCGCGACGGCGCGGCCGAUAAGGUCAAGACCGCACUGCUGGCCGAUGCGCGCGAGGAGGCGCGCAGGACCUUCGACGGCGAGCGUCUCCGGCUGCAGCAGGAGAUCCUGGAGCUCAAGGCGGCGCGCAAGCAGGCGGAGGAGGCGCUCAGCAACUGCAUGCAAGCCGACAAGGCCAAGGCGGCCGACCUGCGCGCCGCCUACCAGGCGCACCAGGACGAGGUGCACCGCAUCAAGCGCGAGUGCGAGCGUGACAUCCGCAGGCUGAUGGAUGAGAUCAAAGGGAAAGACCGUGUGAUCCUGGCCUUGGAGAAGGAACUUGGCGCACAGACUGGGCAGACCCAGAAGCUGCUUCUGCAGAAGGAGGCCUUGGAUGAGCAGCUGGUUCAGGCCAAAGAGGCUGAGCGGCACCACAGUAGCCCAAAGAGGGAGCUCCCGCCUGGCACAGGGGAUAUGACAGAGCUCAUGGGCAUCCAGGAUCAACAUAUGGAUGAGCGAGAUGUGCGGCGAUUUCAACUAAAAAUUGCUGAACUCAAUUCAGUGAUACGGAAGCUGGAAGACAGAAACACCCUCUUGGCAGAUGAGAGGAAUGAACUGCUCAAACGCUCCCGUGAGACUGAGAUCCAGCUGAAGCCCCUUGUGGAGAAGAACAAGCGGAUGAACAAGAAGAAUGAGGAUUUGCUGCACAGUAUCCAGAGGAUGGAGGAGAAAAUCAAGAACCUCACGAGGGAAAACGUGGAGAUGAAAGAGAAACUGUCUGCACAGGCCUCCCUGAAGCGCCACACUUCCUUGAAUGACCUCAGCCUGACGAGGGACGAGCAGGAGAUCGAGUUCCUGCGGCUGCAGGUGCUGGAGCAACAGCACGUCAUUGAGGACCUUUCACUGGAGAGAGAACGGCUCUUGCGCUCCAAAAGACAUCGUGGGAAAAACCUGAAGCCCCCCAAGAAGCAUGUUGUGGAGACAUUUUUUGGAUUUGAUGAGGAGUCUGUGGACUCAGAAACAUUGUCAGAAACAUCCUGCAACACAGACAGGACGGACAGGGCCCCAGCCACGCCUGAAGAAGACCUGGACGAUACGACGAGCAGAGAGGAGGCGGACCUGAGGUUCUGCCAGCUGACCCGGGAGUACCAGGCCCUGCAGCGGGCCUACGCGCUGCUCCAGGAGCAGGUCGGGGGGACGCUGGAUGCUGAGAGGGAGGCCCGGACUCGGGAACAGCUGCAAGCUGAUCUGCUGAGGUGUCAGGCCAAAAUUGAAGAUCUGGAGAAGUUACUGGCUGAGAAGGGACAGGAUUCCAAAUGGGUUGAAGAGAAGCAGCUGCUCAUCAGAACAAACCAAGACUUGCUAGAAAAGAUUUAUAGGCUGGAAAUGGAAGAGAACCAGCUGAAGAACGAAAUGCAAGACGCCAAGGAUCAGAACGAGCUGUUAGAAUUCAGAGUGCUAGAACUCGAAGAGAGAGAGCGAAGGUCGCCAGCAUUUAACCUCCAAAUCAGCACCUUCCCUGAGAACAACAGCAGCGCUCUCCAGCUGUUCUGUCACCAGGAAGGAGUUAAGGAUGUGAAUAUUUCUGAACUUAUGAAGAAAUUAGAUAUCCUUGGCGAUAAUGGGAAUUUGAGAAAUGAAGAACAGGUUGCAAUAAUCCAAGCUGGAACUGUGCUUGCCCUGUGCGAAAAGUGGCUGAAGCAAAUAGAGGGAACCGAGGCAGCCCUGACGCAGAAGAUGCUGGAUCUUGAGAAGGAAAAGGACCUGUUCAGCAGGCAGAAGGGUUACCUGGAGGAGGAGCUGGACUACAGGAAGCAAGCCCUCGACCAGGCUUACCUGAAAAUCCAGGAGCUCGAGGCCACACUGUACAAUGCGCUGCAGCAGGAGCCGGGGCGCAGGGCCAGCGAGGCGCUGAGCGAGGGCCAGCGGGAGGCCCUGCAGGCCGCCGUGGAGAAGGUGCGCAGGCAGAUCCUGAGGCAGAGCCGGGAGUUCGACAGCCAGAUCCUGCGGGAGCGCAUGGAGCUGCUGCAGCAGGCCCAGCAGAGAAUCCGGGAACUGGAGGAUAAGCUGGAGGCCCAGAAGCGCCACCUGAAAGAACUGGAGGAGAAGCAUUCAUUCUGUGGCCUUGACGACUUCAGCGAGCCAAGAACUCGGGAUAGGAAAAGAGUUUAUGGAAUAAACUGAGUCCCUACAGCAACCCCAACCCCAUUCAAACCAAGAUUCAGCAGCAAAGCAAGCUAUUCCAAGCCCAGAGACUGAAAUCAGAAUUCACGUGUACUUGGUGACAGCCUGAACGGGAGGCCUUGUGGACCUGUGGCUGGGCCCUGGCUCGGAGGGGCUGAAGGAGUUCCACAGGGACCAUGGGGAUUUUGUCAAGCUCGGGGCCACAUCUGAGUCCCCACUGUGGCACCUUCGAGAGCCCAAGGGGCAGAGACCCGAACAGCAGGAAACUAAGUGCCAUUACGGGAACCUGAGUCACCAGAGAGCCACCGCACUGUCUGGGGCCCGGCCGGAGUCCUUGGCCCUCCUCUGCCUGCCCUCCCGGGCCACGGUGGCACACCUGGCUGAACACAGACCCGUGUACUCGUGUCUCCAGAACUGUGCUCUGUGCAUCUGGGAUCUGUCGGCCAGAGUGACUUACAAAUGUCCUUAUGAUCUGAACCCAAAGUCAAGCCCCAGCCAGCAAAGCCUUCCAGAUCCACGUGCAGCUGGACUCAGCAUCUGGCAGCCAGCAGGAGAGAGCAGGACGCUGACGCGGGGCUGGAGCCCUGCCCACUGCAGAGGAGACCCUGGGGGCCACAGAUUUCUAAGGCGGAAGCCACAGGAUCCAUCCCUUUCACAGGCAUGACGCGGUGCAAGUCCCAGAGCAUGACUGUCCCUGGGGCCGUGCGGAAAGAGGACUGAGAGGCGGACACAGCCCUUACUAGACCAUGCUUGGGCUGUCUUACAUCUUGGUUGUGGUUUGCAGGAGGCUGUCCAGGAAGAAAUGGUGGCCACUGAAGUGCCCUUGGAGCGCGCGCGGGAACAAGGCCCCUUUCAAAGCGUCUGAGACCAGGUCUGCUCUCUUACAGUCAUGGACAAGGAAGGAGCCCUUCCUGAUCUGGGGAGACUGGUCCCUGAGCCAAGCCUCCCAGGAGAGGGGGUGCGGCAGCCAGAGGGCAGGGCGCCAGUCGGUCAGACUCAAGCCCCGGAGGGAAUCCUGGAGAAAGGAAGUUACUU
Molecule: messenger RNA, 3990 nt
Organism: Manis pentadactyla (Chinese pangolin)
Lineage: Eukaryota; Metazoa; Chordata; Mammalia; Pholidota; Manidae
Gene: JAKMIP1
Product: janus kinase and microtubule interacting protein 1
Exons: 22
Coding region: 436-2955 (839 amino acids)
Molecular function (GO): kinase binding; microtubule binding; GABA receptor binding
Source: RefSeq, a predicted model, not a curated record